AUGCACCUGCACCUUAAUUAUAGCGAUAGAAUUAUACGUUGCUUUGGUAUUAGUUUAGAUCGAAAAACAAAUGAAUAUCUUCUUAUAAUGCAAUAUGCUAAUGAUGGAGAUCUUCAAAGUUAUCUUAAAGUAAAUUUCAAGAACUUGACUUGGAAUGAUAAGAAAAAAUUAGCAUUUCAAAUUGCAGAUGGAUUGAAUUGCUUGCAUAAUGAAAAUAUUCUGCACAGAGAUCUUCAUUCUAAGAAUAUAGUUAUUCAUGAAAAUAACGCUAAAAUUACGGACUUCGGUAUUUCAAAAAAUCAAAAUAAUCAAACUUCAACAGCCUAUAUUGGCAAUUUUGGUGUUGUUGCUUAUAUGGAACCAAAACGUCUUAUAAAUCCAAAAUUUCCAUAUACUAAAUCUUCAGACAUUUAUAGCUUCGGUGUAUUAAUGUGGGAAAUUUCUAGUGGAUGUACUCCAUUUAAAGAUUGUUAUGGAAAUGGCCUCGGUAUUUCUAUUUAUAAUGGUGCUCGUGAGGAUACAAUUCCUGGGACUCCUGAAGAAUAUGAAAUACUCUAUAAAAAUUGUUGGAAUAAAGAACCUGAAGAAAGACCAACUAUUAAUAAAAUAUUGGAUGAAUUUAAAACAAUGGGUUUAGGAAAUAUUGUCACAAGCAAUUUAGUUAAAGAUUUAGAUAAUUUAACUUUGGAAUCGCAGACCAGUGAUCAACUCAAUCCAGAUUUCUGUAAUUUAUUUAAAUGGCUAGAGUAUUAA
Rhizophagus irregularis DAOM 181602=DAOM 197198 is the source of this 753-nucleotide messenger RNA. The record is from RefSeq and is a predicted model, not a curated record. Lineage: Eukaryota; Fungi; Glomeromycota; Glomeromycetes; Glomerales; Glomeraceae.